This is a messenger RNA of Hippocampus zosterae (dwarf seahorse), 8412 nucleotides long. It is a transcript of the gene ahctf1, whose product is annotated as AT hook containing transcription factor 1. Gene Ontology annotation, molecular function: protein binding. The transcript is spliced from 41 exons. The coding region runs from base 235 to 7725 and encodes 2496 amino acids. The record is from RefSeq and is a predicted model, not a curated record. NCBI's taxonomy places the organism in Eukaryota, Metazoa, Chordata, Actinopteri, Syngnathiformes, Syngnathidae.
GCGAAUAAAUGCUUAACGCCUCUCCCCUCCGCAACAGUGGCACGGCACUAGACGAUGCCGAAGCUUGAAGUUUUUCCGAAGCUUUUUAGACUUGUCAUCUGUCAGUAGCACCAAGCAACUUGAGAGCAACAUUCGUCCCGUGCUGAUUAUGACGGUCAGCAAUCGGCACAUUCGCCAAGGGUAACAAAAGCUCGUGGGUCCCGAUAAAAGCCGACCAAAGGAGGCAAGUGAGCCAUGCAUGAGUUGACAGCACAAGUCACCAGCAGCCUGCUGCCUUUUCCUGCGGUGACUCUCGAGGCUGUAGGAGAGGAUGAGAUCACGCUGGACUCUGUGCUUCACGGCAAGUUCACUGUUGGCCAUGCAGGGCAUGCUUGGCUCGCCUGCGGGCCCCAUCUUGAGUUCAUCCACGCAUUCACCGGAGAACGUAUGUCUGCGUACUGCUUUAGUGGUGGAGGGGAGCACCCACCCAGCGUCCUCACCGCAAGGGACUUCAGCUGGCUCAAAAGGUCUGGCUUGCUGGUCGGCUUGGAAGAAACCGAAGGCAGUGUGUUGUGUCUCUAUGAUUUGGGGCUGUCCAGAGUGACCAAGGCUGUGGUUAUACCAGGCAGGAUUACAGCCAUUGAGCCCUUGGUGAGCUAUGGUGGGGCAAGCACUUCUACCCAGCAUCUCCACCAGUGUCUUCGCUGGUUCUUUGGCAUCGCCGCUGUAGUCACGGAUGUAGGCCAUGUGCUGCUCGUGGACCUCUGUCUGGACGACCUGUCUUGCAGCCAGAGCGAGCUGAAGGCUUCCGGCUUGCAAGUGGUGACCAAAACUCUGAGAGAGAUUCCCAGGCUUCGAGAAGUGAGCAGCAGAGAGGGCAGACACCUUUCCCUCCAGCUCAAUGGGCCAAGUGGUGUAUCAGCCACAGCCCUGCAGUACAUCCCCAGAACAAAUCAGCUAGCCGUGGGUUUCUCGGAUGGCUACUUACAGCUAUGGAACUUGAAGUCUCUCAGAAAAGAAUACCAUUGCCAGUUGGAUGGUGGCAGAGUGCCCGUUCACGCCUUCACCUUCCAGGAGCCAGAAAAUGACCCCAGAAACUGCUGCUACCUCUGGGCUGUCCAGUCUUCUCAGGAUCAAGAAGGCGAUACGGUCAGUCUCCACCUUCUACAGAUGGCUUUCAGUGAGCGUAAAUGUCUGGCCUCAGGGAAGAUCCUCUAUGAGGGUCUUGAGUACUGUGAGGAGCGUUACAGUCAAGAGUUGAGUGGUGCAGCUUUUCCUCUCGGAGCCCAGAACACCAAAACCCGCUUGCUGAACUGCCAGACCAUCGAGAAAUUCCGACACCAUCCAGACAGGGACGACAGCAUGACUGAAGUUGCAUCUCCAGACACCAGUGUGUCCAUCUUUAGCUGGCAAGUCAAGGUCUACGGGCAAGGAAUACCUUCUACCUACAUUGCCGUUUUUGACAUCAACCGCUGGUACCAUGCACAGAUGCCAGAUUCAUUCAGAAUGGGCGAGUCUCUGCAGAACUGCGCUUACCUUGCCGUUUGGUGUUUGGACCCAGUGACGCAAAUGGCUCCUCAGAACGUCUUACUGGAUGUAGUUGUACAGGAUCACAGUCUCAGCAGGGGUCUGUCUUUGACUUUCCCCCCACCGGAACAGUACUUUAACCCAACCGCAUACAACUUUGAUGCUACCUGUUUAUUCAACUCUGGAAUUGUCCAUUCAACUUGCUCUGGAUAUCAGAAACAAACUUUGAGCUUUUUGAGGAAAGCCGCUCCGUGUUCCAGUGACGUAAUCUCCAGCAGCUACUCGCGGUGUCUCAUGUCAGGCCUUCUGUCAUCUCGCCUUGCUGAUGCCCAUUCUGCCAAUCUCUCGCAGGAGGAGCAGCUAGAUGCCAUCCUGUCGACUGCAGUCGAGACCAGCACUUUGGGACUGAUCACUGGUUGUAUCAAGCAGUGGACUGCAGAGGAACAACCUGGCUCUGCGCUAAACCUUCGCUAUAUCUUGGAUUGGGCCUGGAAGAAAGUGACCAAGACCAAGGAGGAAUUGGACAGCAUUUGUGCACCUCUAUUCGACAGCUCGUCCAACUUCACAGAUCCUCAGACCAUGCAGCUGCUGCAGCACAGCCAGAGACUUCUGGAGAACCUCAGCACCAUCUUCCACUGUCUGCUCACUGAAGCUCAGGAGCUCACGCAGAAAGGUCUUGUGGGUCUGAUCAACAAGAAUGUGGCUUCUGGUCUGAUUUCCAAGUACGCUCAAGUGGUCCUCUGGUUCUGUCGCACUGGCCUGCUGCCUGAAGGAUCAGAUGUUGAUGCCGUGCAGAUCUCAAGGCCUUUCUACAGUCACUCAGUCAUUAGCAACUAUUACUCUAUUCGCAGGGAGGAACUCACCUCUCUGGCCAAGGGAAAGUGGUGUGCCGACUGCCUGAUGAUUGACAGUUUGGUAGGCCAAUGUGGAGAACAUUUGGCCAAUCUGUGGAGGAGGGAUGAAGGUGGAACAGGACAGUACCCACCACCGACCCUUCAUGCUUUGCUGGAUAUUUAUCUUCUGGACAGUGUUGAUGAGGCUGCAAAACAUGCAAUUGUAAUCUACUUAUUGCUGGAUGUCAUGUACUCCUUCCCCACUAAGGAGGGAACGUCAGUGGAGUCUUUUCCCACAGCUUUUGACAUCCCUAUUGGAUUGGUUAAACUGGUGCAAGGCUUCUGGCUGCUUGACCACCGUGACCACCAGAGUUCGUUUGAACUGCUUUUGAAUCCGGCCGCCUCUCAGUGUCAUUUUGAGUGGCAACAUGAGCGCGUCCUGCAAGCGUUCAUGUGUCAGGGCCAACAUUCAGUGGCGCUGCGCUACUUUCACGUCACAAAGCCCUCCAUUUCCUCCAUCUCGCAGGCCAGACUCUGCCUCGCUGUACUGCUCCACAACAGGUGCCUCACUGAGGCGUGGUCAUUGCUGCGUCAGCACUCGAAUCAUCUCAACAGGGCCGAGCUGCUUGGCUUCCUGUACGAGACCUGCCAGGAGUUGGGUCUCAUCAAAGAGCUGCUCAAACUGCCCCUCGGCCCCACUGAGCAGGAAACUUUGGAGAAGUUUCUCCAAGGUACAGGCGGUCUUCAAAACAGGGAAAUACUGAUGGUUCAUUACCUUCAGCAAUCCAACUACAUACCUGCGCUGCAACUCAACCACAGCCUUAAAAUGCACCUCGUGAAUGAGCGAGACCCAAAGCUUAAAGAGCGAUCAGACACCCGCAACUCCAUACUGGAGCAGUAUGGCAAAAUUCUGCCCAGAGUUCAGAGAAAAUUGGCGAUGGAAAGAGCCAAACCCUACCAACAUCCCACCACCAUCCACAAAGAAGUGACUCGUCCACAGCCAUUGUCAACAAUCAGCAAGCGUUCCGCGAAUGAGAAAGUGAUGUCUAGGGCGGGCUUUAUCAACAGUGUCUUGAAUAAGAUUGAGGAGGUGUGGAUGGGCAAAGGAGACUCACCUCUGUCCUCCCCUGCUAAGUGUCCAAGAACUCCAGGAUUCCUGAGUCCACCACCUAAGCCUGCAACUCAAACCCAACUGGAACCAUUCCUGGGAACCCCGUUAACGAUGAGCUCGAAACGAAAGUCAAGGCUAAGCGACUUGGUGGUUCAUCCCUCCUCUCACACCCCACGACCACUCCUCAGUCCUGCCAGACCUUCUUGGGCCAUUUUAAAAAGCACAACAAAGGCCCCAGAAUUUAACCUCCUGCAAACUCCACUGAUUGUAAAGCGCGCUCGCGCCCUGGCUGCUUCCAGCGCAGUCUUCUCAGCCUUCACCCCUCAGUCCAUCCUUCGCAGUAGCCAGAGGCCCACUCCCAUGGCCACUCCCUCCGUGUCUCCGGGGCGCUCCAUCACCCCUCCGCUUCGCAGCAAAGAGAGCAGGAUCACUUUUGGUGAAGUGGCCGGGUCUCCUGAAGUGGAAAAGGACAUGCACUUGACCAACGGGAUGCUCGCAGACAGUGAGAUUGGCCUACUCACCAGAAGGGCCAGCCUGUCUCGCACACGCAAGACCUGGUCUGCACAACUCGAUGAAGAUGAAGAACCAGAAUCGCCCCACGUCAAGUUCAUGCCGCCCGAAGGCGGUAUUCCCUCGCCGCAGCUGAGAUGCUCUCUGAAGGAAUCAUUCCCAAUCCACGAAGCUGCAAAAUUAACCAAUCCCUUGGACGCAACCCAAGAUCAACCUAGCUUGAGUUUUGACACAAGCCAGACAUCUUUCCAAGUGACGGACACCACUCUGGAGUACUAUGAUGCGGAGGAACAUCAGGAGGAGGAGCAUCUCGACACCGAUAAAGAAGAUGACGUUGUGACUAUAAACCUUAAAUAUUUGGGUGAAAACGAACCAGAGCAGAACUCCGUUCCAGCUACCAAGCGGGCUUCUCUGCAAUUAUCAAACGAUGCCGAGAGUGAAGGCCAGGAGCUUAUGGAAGAAGAGACCUUUGAAGAUGUGAUGGAGAUUGCUGUGGAACAAGACGAUGACAACAAAGAAACGGCUGAGUGUAGAACGGAGAACCAACUAGACGAGUUGGGAGGGGACCGAGAAAAUCCGGAGGUUAUUGACGAUGAGCGAGUUGAGUGCAAAUUGGACAAUGCACCAGACACGGAAUCGGGUAGCAAAGAAGAUGCGGUUGAAUUUAUUGACCAAGAAGAACCAUCUUAUCACGGUGACGAGCUGUUGGUCGCUGCCGCACAGACAGAAUCUCAGAGUCCGUCAUUCACCACCGAGGAGCAUCUAGCCCAGUCACAAGUCCUUGAAUCCACCACCAUUUUAGAACACCAGAACGCAUGUGAAGACUGUGAAGCCACAAAAUUCAUCCAGCACAUCAACUCAUUUGGAGACGAUGAAGCUGCAGCCUCCACUGAGCAAACACGUGGAGACAUUGAACCAGCAGAUGUACCAGCAGAGAAUUUGGAGCAAUCAACAGAUCUGGCUGACUUUGUGGAGCGACAUCUGUUUGGUAGUGGCAUGUCUCCUCUGACCCGCUCUGGAAUUCAUCUCUUGUCACAGACAGCCCCCAGCGGGAUCAUGGAUGAAUUUAAAAAUACAGCGGAGGAAGAGGAGCCUUCUGCCAAAGCUCCACCUGUAUUCACCAGCCAAAAAUCCACUGCCUCUGUGACCUCUUCCGAGCCGACGGGCACCGACUCCCACUCGGUUGUGAGUACGAACGACAGCGAAGAACUAUCGAGCUCUGAAUCUGAGGAGGAGGAGGAGGAGGAAGAAGAAUCUGGUGAGGAAGAGUGUAAUGAUGAGGAGGACUCUGGUAGUGAAGUGGAGAUCAUUGAGGAAAUCCAGGGAAACGGGAGUCUCCGAGGCCUCCCAGCCAGCUCGGCCUUUCUUCAUGAAGAAAACGAUCACUUCUUAUCGACUUUGUCGGAGCAGGACGCCGCACAGUUUUCUCUUAUACCGCCGGGGGUUGAGAUGAAGAUGGUCGGAGAGGAAAUGGAAGGAGAUGUAUUGAUGGUGAGACUUGGGGCAGAUACGGAAGUAAAGGAGACGCUCGGGGGCGAGGGACCAGGGUCGUCCUACAUGGAGCUGAAACCUUCAACCACCCUCCUUGUUCCUCUGGAGCUCGUGGAUGGCCAACGGGAGGCGAUGGACGCCGCCCCACUCCAACUGCCUGAGCUGCAGCAAGCCGUCCUACCAGACGAGCAGAAAUGUGCAAGUCAUGGCACCUUCUCGCUGGUGCUGGACAUGGAUGAGGACAGCGGUCACGAGGCGCAUGCGUUGCCCACGGAGAAUUGUACAGAAGCGAUAGCGGCGGCCUCCGAUGACCUGGCAACGCAACCUGAGAUUAUUUUUCUGGCACCGGAUGCUCUCGAGUGUGAGGCGGCCACACCAGAAGAUGAGGGGAAGGAACUCAAUGGGCAGACCGAGCCACAGAACACUGAGGUCGAACUGAAUGCGGCAGAAGAAAUGGAUGCGAAAGAUCACGAGCCUGCCAUUUUACCAGACUCGGAGCCUACCCCGUCGCAGGAACCUACAGACACUUUGGAGGACCGCCACAGCGGGAAUUUUGUGAUAGCACAAAAUGCCAAUGUCGAGAUGGAACUAGAGGAAGGGAAAGCUGAAAUUGCCGGGGUACAGAAAGGGUCUGAAGGAGAUGAACCUGUUGAGAUGGAAGGAGCUGCCAACCAUGCAGGGACAGCAAACUCUUCAAAAGAAGACCAGCAACAUCUCGACCCCUCAGAACUGGAUAACCGAGAACAUCCAAGUGAGAGCCAAAUAAGUAGUGAAGAGGUUCAAGAUUUCACUUCAACCGGUGAACCUGAAGCUCUUGCCCCGGAGACUUCAACUUCUCAGAGGAAAACGACAGUUCCGUUCACUCCCACCCGAAUGACAACACGCUCGAGGAGAACUGUUACGUUCAUUACUCCCAUCCGCGAGGAACCGGAGGCGGCAGAUAAGAACAGCGCGGUCCCUGCCUCGCUCAGUCGAACAUCUGGAACGAAAGGCACCAAAAUGCGAGCCGGUACACCUCGGAGAAGCUCUCGCAAAGGUCAACCUGAAUUUCCUCAAGCCCAGGAGGGAAGUCCAAAAAUGGGCCAGCCUCAGGAGGAGGAGAUGGAUAAAGACGAGGCAACAGCAGCUUUACAUAAUUACGCUGCUCCAUCACCAUCCAGACGACGAACUUCUAAAAGAGCCGCUCCUGUUCGAACCAGACAAACAAGUAGAAGUAAGGACGAGCCCGAUGCCGGAGAGGAGGAACCAGAAGACGAGAUCAGCGAUACGAACAUUGUAGCCACCAGGACUUCCAGCCGCGUCAAACGCACGAGCUCCCACACAAACACCCCGAGGAGGUCCAGUCGCCGAAUCCUUAACAGCAAUGAGGUGUUGCAAACCACGCUGGAGGUCCUGCGAGAGGAAGACAAAGAACAGGUGGAGGUUCUUUCAGCAGCGGUCAAGCGCAGCAUCACGGGGCUCAAACCGUCAAAGGAGGAGGCCGAUUCCAGCCCGACGAGGGCGACCCGUCAAUCCAGGCGCGUCAUUCUCGACGUCUUUCCAGAGAGUCCAGCAAAGAUGGAGGCGAGCAUCAGUCAUGGCAAGCAUGAAGCCAAACUGAACAGCGCCGCGGGUCCUGCGAGUCUCCGGCAGACAACCAGAAGCAAAUUGUGGGAGCACCCAGAGGAAGACCUCUUCUUACUGGCUACCCCUUUGGAGGUGGAUUCCAAAACCCCGGUAGCUGACGCCCUCAUCAAGAGGCUCCAGGACGAAGAGGAGAAGCAGAAAGGAGAAGUUGUCAAUAAGAGGUCGAGGACCAGAAGGACGACAUCGUCCGUAGAUGUCCCGGUGGGGGAUUCUGCAAACGAUGAGACCAGCCCAGGAAAAAAAUCGUUCGUCUACUUGCCCUCACGGAGGAGAACAAGAGCCAGCAUAGUGGAGUCGCCGGGCCCCAGCGACGAUGUUCCGGUGGCCGUCACUCGCAACGCGAGAAGAGCUGUCGAAGGUGCUUCAAAGGAAGACUUCACUUCAGAUGAAGACUACACGAAAAAGGCGAAAGCUGUUUCAAAAAGCAGAACAAGUGCCAAACGAACAGCUAAAUCCGCCUCGGAGCCUCUUCCCCUGGUCGAAGUGGAUCUGAUCUCACCACUGCCCAGUCCGGUCAAUCAGGCCCCGCAAGCCCGGAAGAAGGAGAAGCAAGGAGCCGCUCGGACGUCAUCGAGAAUGAACCUCCGCCGGAAACGCAUAAUGGACAACGUUUUCAUCAAGCCUGUCACACGUAGAAAGAAUCUCUGAUUGAAAGUUGGUGGUUGACCUUAAAAGUGCUGCUUAGUUCAUUUGGACAAAAUGUCUUAACUCAUUCACUGCCAUGAACGUCGAAAGAUGUCAAAGAUCCGUUUUUACUGGGCCGGCAGUAAAUGAGUUAAAGGCUGCAUCAGUGGCCAUUUUUUUUUUUGGUCUCUACCUGGCAGUGAUCAACUGCUAGUUUGUAGUAGAUGCUCCCGUUAAAAAGAAGCAGAGAAAGAAGUCAUUCUUUUUUGAGGAGACUUUCAAUCCAUUCUCUUUUAAACAUUAGCGGUUGAAUAUUAAACCUCUUGGAACACCGCUGUUAAGAAAUUCAAUCAAUAUUUCUAACAAUGUAAAUUUUCUUUGUUCCAAAUAAUGUUAAAUAAUAAAUUCUAUUUUUCCCCCUUUUGGAAGUUUUACCACAUUGACUUAUGUAAUGACACUGUUUAGUCUUAUGUUUUGAUUAGAAGAUUGGGGCGCAUGACAUGCCAAAAAAUUGGACUCUCUUCCUACUGGCAAUGAUGUACAGUGUGCAAAUGCAAAGAAAAAAAACUUGGCAAAGAAAAGGAAAAAAAAUGGAUUUGUUGACCUGAGUGUUGUAUAGCUGAUACAUAGGCUAUUUUCUGAAGAGUGCAUGUAGAAUGUUAUUUUUGAUGACUGCUCUUUGAUAAACACAAUAAACAUUGAUGAACAUUG